UAUAUUAAAAAUAAAGAAGGCAUAUUUGGAAGGGGGGUUUUUAGGAGGUUUAAGCAAAAGCAAGAAGCCAUGGGAGGCGUUUCCUCAUCAAUCCCUAGCGAACAACAACAACAACAACAACAAACUCACACCAACGUUGACUCGUCUCCCAACUCACCGAUUCCCUCCGAUUCUAACUCACCAAACCCUAACAUGUCCGAUUCCGAUUCCAAAACCCCCAAAACCCUAGGCCAAGACAAAGAGAAAGAGAAAGCUCCGGAAGAUUCGAGUCAAUCGGCGAAGAAUUCUGAUAAAGUCGAAAACAAAGACGAAGAAGGAGGUGGAGACGAAGGAGACGAAGACGAAGAAGAAGAAGGAGAGUGUGGAUUUUGCUUGUUCAUGAAAGGCGGUGGGUGCAAGGACAGCUUCGUAGCUUGGGAGAAGUGCAUCGAAGAGGCGGAGAAGAGCAAAGAGGACAUUGUGGACAAGUGCGCCGAGAUCACCACCGCGUUGACUAGGUGUAUGGAAGCUCACGCCGAUUACUACGAGCCGAUAAUCCGAGCCGAGAAGAAGGCCAAGGAAGAAGUCCUCAAGGAAUUGGAGAACGAGAAAGAGAAAGAGAAAGUAGAAGUUGCUUCUAAUUGAUAUAAUUUGAUGAGGUUAGUUUGCUUUUUGAUUCUGUUUUAGAACUCAAAAUUUAGUAGUUAUUUUUUGGCUGCUAUUUUGUGCGGUAUGAGCCGCGGUGAUAAAAGUAUAAAAGACAUGAUUUUUCGGAGUUUUUUGUUCGGGAUAUGGAGGCCUGGUUAGAGGCAAUUAAGGAAAUCUUGAUAAAUGGGAAGUGUUUUUUUAGCCAA
This is a messenger RNA of Quercus robur (English oak), 833 nucleotides long. Its product is annotated as transcription elongation factor SPT5-like. Lineage: Eukaryota; Viridiplantae; Streptophyta; Magnoliopsida; Fagales; Fagaceae. The record is from RefSeq and is a predicted model, not a curated record. The coding region runs from base 70 to 624 and encodes 184 amino acids. The transcript has a single exon.